AAAUUACAUUUAUGAUCGAAGUAAGAAUAAACUUUCCAAUUUGGUUUCCCUUAAACCCCCUUGGCGCCGAUAACUAGGGCUUUUCAUCUUCUCUCCGGCCACACUUCAGCGAGCCUCGGAGACGGUCAUCAGAUUCGUAUGAAACCAUGUAUUUGGUUUCUCGGACGUUGACAAGAGCUCUCUGCUCCUCACUUCACCACUCGAGAGCUGCCAAACUCCCUACUCGAAAACGGGCGAUCUCUCACCAAAUCCGCUUAUACACAGCCAUCCGCGCGGCGGAAUCAUCGGAGGAUGUUACGGCGGAGAAAGAGUUGGCUCGGCCGACGGUGAUUGAGUACAAACCGGAAAUAGCGAAACAGGUUAACCUAACCGGGUUCGUGGAUCAACCGGUUCAAUUUAAGUGUUACUCCGACGGAAAGUCCUGGGCUGGGACGGUUAUCUCUCAACGCUCCGGUUUAAAAUCAUCUGAUUUCUGGAUUCCGAUUAUAUUCGAAGGUGAAUUAGCUAAAAUAGCAGCUCACCAUGUAAAGAAAGAUGAUCGGAUUCAUAUCUCCGGGAAGCUCUUUAUAGAUUCACCUCCUGCCAAUGUCACCUAUCCUCAAUCCAAUGUCCAGAUUAUGGUUCAGAAUCUCAACUUCGUAGAGGGUGCGAUCCCACCACCCCAAGUAGAAGAAAUGAGCUUCCCACCAUCUGUUAUAGAACAACUCAGCACCAAGAAACAGACUUCAAGAACAAUGAAGGUUCAAGUCAUGGUUGAAGAAAGCUCUGAUGAUUUGAAGCAUCUACUUGAAAAUCCUAAAGAGUUGUUGGAUUUGGUAAACGCAACUGAGGCAGAAGAAAUCAGCAUCCCAUUGCCUGAAAUAGAAGAACUCAGCACCAAGAAGCAGCCUGCAAGAUCUAAGAAGGUUAUAGUCUUGGAUGAAGGGACCUCUAAUCCUUGGAAUCAUCUACUUGAAAAUCCUAAAGAGUGGUUGGACUAUCGUGGGAGUAAAGCCAGCGGAUUGGUGAAACCUAAACAUCCUGACUUUAAGGGCAAGGUUGGUGGUGGUCUUUCUCUGUGGCUUAACGAUGCUCCGGAUUGGGUUUUACAAAAACUCAAUGAGCUUGAGUUUGAUGUUUUUCUCCCUAAAGGAAAAUUGAAACAACUUAAAGGUGAGGAAUUUUGGAAGGACUUGGUUCAGAACCCCGAUAAAUGGUAUGACAACAGAUCAAGAAAGACAAACAUGAAAGCCCCUGACUUCAAGCAUAAAGAGAGUGGUGAGGCACUGUGGAUGACUGACUCUCCUACUUGGGUAUUGUCAAAAUUGCCGCCUCUAAAGAAGAAUCAAGAACAACCUCUCAUGCCUAAUACUAUCUCAACGCCAACAUCCAAACAAGUUAAAAGAGAGGAAUCUUGGAAGGACUUGGUUCAGAACCCUGAUAAAUGGUAUGACAACAGAUCAAGAAAGACAAAUGCUAAAGCCCCUGACUUUAAGCAUAAAGAGAGUGGUGAAGCACUGUGGAUGACCGACUCUCCUACUUGGGUACUGUCAAAGUUACCACCUCUAAAGACGAAUCAAGAACAACCUCUAAUGGCCAAUACAGUCUCCCAGCCAACAUUGAAAAAACAGAAAAGAGAGGAGCUUUGGAAGGACUUGGUUCAGAAUCCAGACAAAUGGUGGGACAACAGAUUAAAAAGGACAAACGCGAAAGCUCCUGAUUUCAAGCAUAAGGAGAAUGGUGAAGCUCUGUGGUUGGACAAUUCUCCAACUUGGGUAUUGUCAAAGUUACCACCACUAAAUGAAGAAAUACCAGACCGGACCUAAGUUCGUUUUGCAUCCUUAUUGAAACAUACCCCCAUGUUGAUUUUGGUGACCCACGAUGUAAAAAGGGUGUUUGACUUUUAUUUCUACAUAUUUAAAUAUGAACAUCAUGAUUUGGGCUCAUUUUUUCUUAGUUUUUUAAUGAAUUAUUCAGUAACAAAAAAAAAAUUGAUUAAUUCCAUUUUUUGAAACAAAUAAUGUGGACAACAAAAACUAGAGAUUAAUGUAAGGGUCGCUCAAUAAAUAAAUCGAGUUAGCAUUUCAAGUUCAGAAAAUUGAUAUUUUGAUAAUUUAUGAUUUACAUAAAAUAGGAGAAACCCAACAAUGUAGCUUUUUGGUAGAGAAUCGGCGCCAGAGACGACGAAAACUUAAGUAUAUUUUUUACCAUGCAAGCUAAUACUUAAGUAUAUUUUUUACUACUGUGGACCCGCCCAUAUGAGAUUAAUCUCGCAAACUCCAAAGGAACCCAACGGCUACUUUUUUGAAAAUGGGCUAAACCCAACGGCUACUUCUCCGUUUGUAACGGCUCUCUGCUUUCAAAAUUUCAUUAUAUAAUCUGAGGGAGAGUGAGAGAACUUUUCUUCACAUCAAAGUAGCUACAUAACAUUGCUCUGGUCUCUCCCCGAGCCCGAUGAAAUUUAGAUCUUUUCCUCUCCUUGCCAGAACCAUGGAUUCUUCGGCGACGGCUGAUGAAGUAAACGGCGAGUCCGAUGAGUUUUUAGCUCUUUCCCUCGAGCGGUGAGCCGGUGAGGUAACAUUCUCCACUCUUCUUUUUUUUUUUUAACAGAAUUUAUAAACCAUGAAUUUUAAAAUAGUAUACAAACUGUUUUUUUUUUUGUGUCAAAGAUCUUUGUUUGCAAAAUUUUAAAGGUUUUUAGGGGAAUUUAUUGAUUACUUUUGAUUGAGAAUGGAAAAAACUUAUGUGUAAUUUGUGAAAAAAAAAUAGAACAUGUCUCCGGUCCGUAUAAGAUAGAACAUUGUUAGAGAUGGUUAUGUUUCAUUUGUCUUGACGCUUAAGAUCACUUGGUUAGUCUUUAUCAAAUCUUGUAAUAAAUUGUUUCCCCUUGCGUAUUUUCACAUUAUAAGUUUUUGGGGAAAAUUCUAUAUUACUUUAUUGAUAAUGAGGAAAAACUUAUGUGUAAUUUGUGAAAACAAAUAGAACAGUCAUCCUGUCAAUCCCUCAUUGAUCGUUAGAGAUUGAUAUGUUUUAUUUGCGACACUUAUGAUCACUUAGUUAUUUUUCUAAUCGAUCUUGAAAUAAAAGAGUUAUCCCUCUCGUAUUUUCCACAAUGUCUCAUUUGCUUUCUUGUUUUCUAUCUUUAAAUACAUACCUUCUUACUUUUUUGUUUUUUUGUUUCUUUGAUGAUUCUUUUGCUUGUUUUUGAAUUUCUUGUUGUGUUUCUCUGCUUUGAUAAUUGGUGGAGGAGAUGAGAAGUCUGCGAGUGGGAAAGAUGCAACAGAGAGAGAUACAUGCAGCGAUCAUCUUCCACGGACAUUCCGAUAUGCCAGACAGUGUGUGAUCCGAAAAGAUGUGUACGUUGUGUGAAGAUAAGAACUUGAUGAGCAAGUCUUAGCAAUAUUCAAAUGCUAACCAAAGAAGAACUCAGGUUAAAGUAAGGUUUACUUGGGGUUGAGUUAGCAGACUUUGGACCACAAAGAGAAGGCUUACUAUUGGUGUAUAGGUCUGAGCACAAAGCAGGACCGUUUGUCUCUAUGCGUUUGGCCUUAUCACAAUUGUAAGGGAGAAGUCACUUGUAACCUCUUGUAAUCCCUUUGUUCUAGUGGAUUCCGAGCAUAGUCUCGGCGAGAUGUAGCGACCCUCGUUAAUGGGCGUGAACUCGUUAAAUGUCUGUGUGUUCUCCUUCUCUUCUCUCUCACACUCUCUUAUCCAAAGUCCUCUCUCUCUGUUUCAUUCAUCUCAACAUAAAUCUGUUCUGUAUCUUUAAGUUAACACAAACAUCACUGUGAACUUAUUUCUUAUGUAAAGUCUUUUGUCUGUUGAAGGAAAAUCCUAACAGUUUGUUUGUGUCUCGGAAUAUCAGUCUCACUCAUCUCGAGUAUUGCUAUAUUCUAUCUUGUGUCUUCUUAGUCUGUUGUGUUUCAUCAGUUUAUAUGUAAAUCCCCUUCGUUCCCAAACUUGUAAACUCUGUUUCUCAAAUUGCCUUUGUUUAGAUUUUGCUCUUGAGUUUCUUGAAAGAUGAAAUAAAUUUUUUAAAGUAAGUUA
Brassica napus (rape) is the source of this 4026-nucleotide messenger RNA. RefSeq names its product protein OSB3, chloroplastic/mitochondrial. Gene Ontology annotation, biological process: mitochondrial DNA replication; positive regulation of helicase activity. The record is from RefSeq and is a predicted model, not a curated record. The coding region runs from base 147 to 1805 and encodes 552 amino acids. The transcript has 12 exons. Gene Ontology annotation, cellular component: mitochondrial nucleoid. Gene Ontology annotation, molecular function: single-stranded DNA binding. NCBI's taxonomy places the organism in Eukaryota, Viridiplantae, Streptophyta, Magnoliopsida, Brassicales, Brassicaceae.